This is a messenger RNA of Medicago truncatula (barrel medic), 1989 nucleotides long. RefSeq lists its product as uncharacterized. The record is from RefSeq and is a predicted model, not a curated record. NCBI's taxonomy places the organism in Eukaryota, Viridiplantae, Streptophyta, Magnoliopsida, Fabales, Fabaceae. The transcript is spliced from 3 exons. Bases 1 to 1989 code for a protein of 662 amino acids.
AUGUGCUGCAAAAAUGGAAAUGCGACAGUUACACAAGUAGCUGCUCCCGAAGAGUUGCGGCAGUUAUUUUCAGACACUACAAUUGAAGGUCGACAUUUUAGACAAAAUAUUAGAGGUUACAACCAUGUUAUGUCGUUCACUUCCUUGGGUGUUCAUAUCGAUGAAACAAUGCAUGCUACAAGUCGUGGUAUAUACACAUUCCCUGCCCAAGGAUCAAUUUACCACAAAAUAGGUGGUUUUCAUCCAAAUCAAGGUUCUAGGCCGCGAUUUUUACAAUUGUACAUUUAUGAUACGGACAAUGAGCUUCAAAAUAGAAUGAUAGAAAACCCUCAACUAAACCAAGUUGUUGUGCGUAGAUUGCAAAAUAUGCUCCACCAAUACAAUCCUUUUGUGCAUAAUUUAAGACAGCUUGCACUUCAGCCAAAUGUUCACGAGUGUAGGCUUCUUAUUAAGGAGCGUCCAUCAAAUCAACCUCAAUAUAAUCUCCCAUCUGCUUCACAAGUCGCUGCAAUUAUUAUUGGCGGUGAUGAUGUAACACUGGAACAUGGACGUGAUAUAAACAUCUUCAGCAACGAUGGAAAUCUACAAAAGGUUCAAGAAACAAUGGGAUAUUAUGAUCCAUUGCAAUAUCCGUUAUUGUUUCCCUUUGGUACAUAUGGUUGGGACCUCCAAACAAGAAAUUCUUCUAGAACAAAGAUUUCAUGUCGGGCAUACUAUAGUUACAUGCUCCAGAUUCGUGCAAAUGACCGAUCUAUAUUGUUAAAAUCUGGUCGACUUCUACAACAAUAUGUUGUUGAUAACUAUGUUAAGAUAGAAACUGGAAGACUAAGGUGGAUGCGGAGAAAUCAGAAUAAUAUUCGGUCUGAGGUAUACCAGGGGUUGCAGGAUGCCUUAUAUGAUGGGGAAAAUAACGCAGCAAAUGUCGGGCAGAGGACAAUAUUACCAUCAUCAUUUAUGGGUAGUAAACGAGAUAUGACACAGAGAUACCAAGACGGUAUGGCCAUUGUGCUUAAAGAUGGUAAACCGGAUAUUUUUCUCACAAUGACAUGUAACCCUUCUUGGUCUGAGAUCACUUCUGAACUUGGCCCUAAUCAAACCCCACAAGAUCGUCCUGACUUGCUAACAAGAAUAUUCCGCUCUAAAUUUGAGCAAUUGAAGGAUGAUGUCAUAACUAAAGGUGUCUUAGGAAAUGUUAAAAGUUAUAUGUAUGUAACUGAAUUUCAGAAACGAGGUCUCCCGCAUGUGCAUAUGUUGUUAAUCUUUGAUAACAAUGACAAGUUACGAGAACCAGAAGAUUAUGAUAAGGUGGUAAGAGCAGAAAUACCAAAGGUUGAAUCUGAGCCUCAAUUGUAUGAGGCAGUCCUAAAACACAUGAUUCAUGGGCCAUGCGGUAGGCUGGAUCAAAAGUCACCAUGCAUGAGUAAAGAAGGGCAAUGUAAGAAGAGAUAUCCAAAAGAAUUUGUAGAAGAGACCCGUCAAGGAAAUGACUCAUAUCCUCAAUACAGAAGACAAUUUAAUGAACCAGUUUCUCUUAAUAGAAAUAUUCAUGUAGAUAACAGAUGGGUGGUUCCUUAUAAUCCAUGGUUGCUGUUAAAAUAUGACUGUCAUAUAAAUGUUGAGGUAUGCAGCAGCAUCAAAAGCAUUAAAUAUCUCUACAAAUAUGUUUACAAGGGACCUGAUCGUGUCGCAAUGGAAGUUCACAGAGGAACAAAUAUGGAUGAAAUUCAGCAGUUUGUAGAUGCAAGAUGGAUUUGUGCUCCAGAGGCAUUAUGGAGAAUAUUUAAAUUCACUUUAUACAAGUUAUAUCCCUCCGUUGAAAGACUGCAAAUUCACUUACCAAAUCAUCAACAAGUGCGAUAUUAUAACCAUCAACAAAUUGCUGCUGUGCUGAAUGAUGACCGAAAUUCAAAAACAAUGCUCACAGAAUUCUUUGCACUAAACCAAAUGGAUCCAUAUGCUAGUAAUUUAUUGUACAGACAGAUUCCAUAG